UGAUGAGCAGGCAACUUGAGAAAUAUCCAAAGGUUGAGCGGUUUUGCGCGCCAUAAAGGCAGUUCGAGCUCUUCCAGGCAUUCUUCAGUGGCCGACCCGUGCUUAUGUACUGUAGCGCGUCAAUGACUCGAUGAGUAAACCUCCCCGCAAAGAACCCCGCCUAGAGCGAUAGAGGAGCAAAGAGCAAAGAGCAAAUGCAAACGAUCACGAUAAAGAAGACUCAAGCAUACUUGCAAAAGCACUCACAAAAACCAUAAUUCAAAAUGCUUACCAGUCCACUGAAUUUACCCAAAUGGCUCGAGGAGAAUUCCCACCUCUUGAAGCCCCCGAUCAACAACUACUGCGUUUAUAACAAGGAUGUUACGGUUAUGAUCGUGGGAGGCCCAAAUGCACGCACCGAUUAUCACAUCAACGAAACCGCCGAGUGGUUCUACCAGUACAAAGGCGCUAUGAUGUUGAAAGUAGUCGACGAGGGCGAAUUCAAAGACAUUAUCAUCCGCGAAGGGGACAUGUUCCUCCUGCCUCCCAACACACCUCAUAACCCUGUCCGGUUCGCGAAUACCGUGGGUAUCGUGCUAGAGCAGGCCCGGCCCAAGGAUUCCUUGGAUCGUCUGCGUUGGUACUGUACGAACUGUCGUCAGGUGGUAGACGAGGCUGCGUUCCACUGUACGGACUUGGGGACGCAGAUCAAAGAGGCUGUGAAUGCAUUCAAGGACAGUGAGGAGAGGAGAAAGUGUAAGCAUUGUGGAGCUAUGGCUGAGGCUGCCCCGAAGCCUGGUGAGAUAAAGGACCCGAACUUAGAAUGA
Molecule: messenger RNA, 806 nt
Organism: Amorphotheca resinae ATCC 22711
Lineage: Eukaryota; Fungi; Ascomycota; Leotiomycetes; Helotiales; Amorphothecaceae
Exons: 3
Coding region: 264-806 (180 amino acids)
Biological process (GO): quinolinate metabolic process; 'de novo' NAD+ biosynthetic process from L-tryptophan
Cellular component (GO): cytoplasm
Molecular function (GO): iron ion binding; 3-hydroxyanthranilate 3,4-dioxygenase activity
Source: RefSeq, a predicted model, not a curated record